UGUAAUCCGAUUAAAAUCUAUAAAUAAUCACAAGGUUUUUCAGUCAACGAAAAACUUCAUUAAUAAAAAGGUUUUUUUAAGUAUAUUUCGUACACAAACAGCUUACACAGUAAUCAUUAUUACUAGAGAAAUAUGUAUUAAAAAUAAGGACACCUUCGUAUACCUAAAACUAACAAAAGAAAUAGAAUAGAAAGAAAAUAUCAAUAUGGAAAAAAACCGGUACAAUGGCCGUUCAUAGUUCAACACAAAAGCGUUUUCUAAAGCAAUUUUUUUUAGUAUCAGCAAUCAGGACUACUUUCAAACACACGUACACAGACAUUCCCGGACACAUGACGCGCAGUUCUUCAUUUAUUUUAUCACGUUAAAGUAUAAUAAAAACCACAGUGCAUAUAAAGUGUUUAAACCAUUAAUUUUCAAUUAAAACGUAUACAGUGCAUCAUUAAACGUGAAACAUGGCAGGUCUUCUCAAAAUAUCCAGGCGUAGCCUAACUCUCAUCAGGCGCUACAGCACACCCUUGAUCUACUCCGACGAAGUACGAACAGCCAAGAAUGAUAACAAGCCAAUCGUGGCCUUAGAAUCGACUAUUAUCACCCAUGGGAUGCCAUACCCAAAAAACUUGGAGACUGCUUUGGAAGUGGAGAAUAUUAUUCGGAAUCAGGGCGCGGUGCCAGCAACAAUCGCAAUUCUCAAAGGACAAUUGACAAUUGGCUUAACAAGAACUCAAUUGGAAUAUCUUGCUCAAGCCAAAGAUGUAAUAAAGGCGUCGAGGAGAGAUCUUGCGAUGGUGGUGGCUGGUAAACAAGAUGGCGCCACUACUGUUGCCGGGACUAUUAUAUCUGCUGAAUUGGCCGAUAUUCCAGUUUUCGUCACUGGAGGGAUUGGUGGUGUCCAUAGAGAUGGUGAGAAGACCUUGGAUGUGUCAGCUGAUCUCACUGAGCUGGGACGGAGUAAGACACUUGUUGUAUGCAGUGGAGUGAAAUCUAUUUUGGAUAUUGGAAGAACUCUUGAAUAUUUGGAAACGCAAGGUGUAACUGUGUGUGCUCUUGGUGAGUCCAAGCAGUUCCCAGCCUUCUACACACGACGCUCAGGCUUCGAUGCCCCAUACAACGUUGUUGAUGCAGAGCACGCAGCCAGUGUGUUAAAUGCGGCGAGGUCUUUACAUCUCUCUUCUGGCAUUGUUGUUGCUGUGCCCGUUCCUGAAGAACGCGCGAUGGAUGAAAAGAAAAUAGAGACAGCAAUAUCAAAUGCAUUAAAAAAUGCAAAUGAAAAGGGCGUCCGUGGAAAAGAGAUAACACCAUUUCUCCUGGCUGCGGUGUCUAAAGCAACGGGUGGUGCCUCAUUAGAUACAAAUAUCGCCCUAAUAAAGAACAACGCUAAAGUGGGCGCUGACAUCUCCAUACAUUACCAGAAAUUGAGAAUCAACGCUCCAAUUCAAUCGCGGGGGCUCCACACGUCGUGUCGUCGCAUGAGUGAUGUUCUGGUGAUUGGGGGCGCGAAUGUGGACAGGACCUAUAGAAUUACGGAGGAGAAUAUACAGCUUGAUGGCAGCACGCAUGCGUGUACAACUGAGCAGUGCGGUGGAGGAGUCGGCCGUAAUAUCGCAGAGGCUCUGUGGAGACUCAGCGGAGGCCGAGCCAAGCUGCUCACAGCUGUUGGUGAUGAUGCUGACGGGCGGUUUUUGCAUAACAUCGCACCUGGAUUAAUACUUGAUGGUUGCUUCACGAAAGAAUAUUCCACUGCAACGUACGCUGCAAUAUUUGACAAGAAAGGAGAGUGCGCCAUAGGCUUGGGUGACAUGGAAGUACAUAGACAUAUUUCGCCAGAAUUGGUAAACAAACACAUCGAGAUAUUGAAAAAUGCACCGCUCAUUGUAAUUGACGGCAACAUUCCACAAAACACCAUGGAGCAUGUUCUGGAGCUAUGCCAGAAAUACCAGAAAAAAGUUUUUUUCGAGCCGACUGAUAGAAGAAAAUCAAUCAAGCCAUUCCUUAAUAAUCAAAACAUAACAUAUGCAUCACCAAACCUUUUAGAGUUAAAAGAAAUUGCAAGUUAUUUAAAUCCACAUAUUGAAAAUGAUAUUGUAUGUAAUGAACAUGACAUUAUAAGAUUAUCAAAAGUCGUAUUAAAAUAUGUUAAGGUUCUAAUAAUAACAAUGGGAGCUAAAGGUGUAAUGGUAGUCAAAUAUAAGGAUUCUGUUUCAAAAGAGGUACAUUUAAAGUUUUAUCCAACUCAAGGCCUAAAGACAAUUCAGAAUGUUUCUGGAGCAGGUGACUGCUUUGCUAGUGGUUUUAUUUUUGGAAUUCUAAAUGACAAACCAGAAGAAACAAGUGUGUCUAUAGGUUUUAGGUGUGCAGAAGCAUCUUUACUAUGUAAAACAACUGUGCCUGCUAAGUUUCCUUUUAAUUAGCAUUUAGAUAUAAGAAUUAUGGGUUUUCAAAACAUUUCAUAUGUAAGAUUAAUAAACAUAUUAUCAUAUCUCA
Pieris napi is the source of this 2481-nucleotide messenger RNA. Its product is annotated as pseudouridine-5'-phosphate glycosidase. The record is from RefSeq and is a predicted model, not a curated record. Bases 453 to 2408 code for a protein of 651 amino acids. Gene Ontology annotation, molecular function: pseudouridylate synthase activity; kinase activity. The transcript is spliced from 11 exons. NCBI's taxonomy places the organism in Eukaryota, Metazoa, Arthropoda, Insecta, Lepidoptera, Pieridae.